Messenger RNA from Nicotiana attenuata, 1713 nucleotides. RefSeq lists its product as uncharacterized. NCBI's taxonomy places the organism in Eukaryota, Viridiplantae, Streptophyta, Magnoliopsida, Solanales, Solanaceae. The coding region runs from base 1 to 1713 and encodes 570 amino acids. The transcript is spliced from 3 exons. The record is from RefSeq and is a predicted model, not a curated record.
AUGGAAUUUGUGCAUCGUAGAUGGAUGUAUAAUAGGAAUCAUCCUAAUCGUACGGGGUUGAGGGAUGAAUUUAUUGAAGGGGUUGCUGAAUUUAUUGCUAAGGCUCAAACACUUGAUGAUUUUCUUACUGGAGGAAGGAUUAGGUGUCCUUGUGUGAAAUGUAAAUGUGUUAAGUUAUUGAAAUCAGACGAAGUUAAAGUCCAUCUCUACAAGAAAGGGUUUGUAGAAAAUUAUUAUAUAUGGACUGCUCACAGGGAGAAUCAUGCUAGUUUAGAUGAUGCUAGCUUUCAUAAUUCUUUUGGUGGUGAGGGUAGCCCCAUUUCGGAGCAUAAUGUUGAAAAUUCUCGAUACAAUGAAAUGAUGAGUGAUGCUUUUGGGACGUUUCCUGGGGUUCAAUCCGAACCAAGUGAUGAGUCUAAGCGUUUCUAUGAACAGUUACUAGAAGCUAGUCGUCCAUUUUAUGAAGGUUCGGUACAUUCCAAGUUGUCUGUUGCGGUUAGAUUGCUAAGUAUUAAAUCGGAUAGUUCUAUCUCUCAAGCGGGCAUGGAUUCUAUUAUUGGGCUUAUGAAUGAACUUAAUCCGAGUAACAUUGACUUACCAAAAGAUUUCUACACUGCUAAAAAAUUGGUUUCUAAGUUGGGUCUUUCAUCAGAGAGAAUUGAUUGUUGUGAGAAAGGUUGCAUGUUAUUCUAUAAGGAUGACGCAUCUCUAGAGAACUGUAAAUUUUGUAAUCAGCCUCGUUUUAAGGAAGUCACAAAUGCCAAUACAAAAAAGAAAGUUCCAGUUAAAGCGAUGCAUUACUUACCUCUUAUACCUAGAAGGCCACCUGGUAUUCUCUGCCAUCCGUCAGAUGGAGAAGCGUGGAAGCAUUUUGAUAUGGUGUUCCCCGAGUUUGCUAGUGAACCAAGAAACAUUAGGUUGGGAUUAUGCACAGAUGGAUUUACUCCAUUGCUGUCUCUGUUGCACCAUAUUCAUGUUGGCCAGUGUCCACGCAAUCCGAAAAGUUUGAUUGAUGUAUACUUGCAGCCUUUGAUUGAUGAGUUACAAUUAUUAUGGCAUCAAGGUGUAGAAACAUAUUAUAUAUCAACCAAACAAAACUUCAGAUUGCAUGCUGCUUUGAUGUGGACUAUAAAUAAUUUUCCUGCUUAUGGAAUGUUGUUCGGGUGGUCGACUGCUGGAAACUUAUCUUGCCCUUGUUGUAUGGAAGACACAAAAGCAUUUACUUUGAAACAUGGAGGUAAAAAUACAUGGUUCGACUGCCACAGUAGAUUCUUGCCAAUGAAUCAUGAAUUUAGGCGAAAUACAAGUGCAUUUAUGAAGAACCUAACUGAUUUUAAGGAGCCACUGGCCUGCUUGUGUUCAGAAGAAAUUUGGAACAGAGUAAGGGAUCUGCCUAAAGUAAUAGAGUCUCCACCAUCUAAAUCAGGUUAUGGUGUCACACACAACUGGACUAAACGGAGCAUAUUUUGGGAAUUACCUUAUUGGAAGCACAAUCUUCUUCGGCAUAAACUGGACGUCAUGCAUAUCGAGAAAAAAUUUCUUGAUAACUUGUUUAACACUAUUAUGGAUGUUACUAACAAGACCAAAGAUAACUUGAAGGACAGGAUGGACUUAAAGAAAUAUUGUAGGCGAAGUGAGCUGUAUCUGGCAUACUUUAACAACAAGAUACAGAAGCCCAAAGCCAGUUACACGUUCACCUUGGAUGAGAGAUGA